UCGAAUUCUCGUUCGUUGUCACUUUGACUCCAUUCGUACACUUUUGUAUUAGCUCGCUUGUUUACCAUCAUGGCAGAGCCACGGGCUUCUACUGACGAAGAGAGUGCCCCUCUCCUCAAUUCUCAGACCCACGCAACAUCUUCAGCCUUUUCUCGCCCCAAGACAACCAGAGAAAAGGCUCUAGCGGCUAUUGCCGUCCUUUUCUUACUUUUGGCCAGUCUUUUUAUUGGUCUGUUUGCUGGCGCUGAAACCUCUUACAAGAAGGAGAAGGGCAAACACCACAGUGGUGGUGGCGGCGGCUGGGCAACAUUAACCGAGACCAAGACUGAUACCCAAACUGAGACUGCUACAGCGACUACUACUCAUAUUGGUCAGCCUACGGGGACUCCUGCACCUUCCGUCUGCCUCACCCCCGAAUGUGUUAAACUCGCUGCCUCUAUCCUCUCGGCCCUCAACACUUCUGCAGAUCCUUGUGAUGAUUUCUACCAGUUUGCCACUGGUGGUUGGCAGGAAUCCAACUCUAUUCCGGAGGACCGAGGCUUGUACGGAGCCUUCAACGAAGUUUCGGACAACAACAAAAAGUUAAUCCUCAAAGUGCUCGGCUCUAUUCCGGAUGAGAAGCCUGGUAAGGAUGCUACUGUCGAUGAAAGGAAUCUCGCCAAGCUCAAGACUGUAUAUACGAGUUGCAUGGACAUUGACACUCUCAACGACAUUGGUGAGAAACCCCUCAUCGACCUUGUCGAGCAUGUUCUUGAUAUUUUUGGCGAGUUUGAUGUCUCUUCUCAAAUCGACAAUGCCCUCGCAGACGCAGAGCCUUACAAAGGUGCCUAUGACGAGUCUUACAGGCUCCCAGACGAGCUUGUUGCUGCCGCUACAAAGGUCGAAGAGAUCAAAGAGCUCAAAAAGGCUGUCUUAACCCCUGGCGCUGAGAGGGAAAAAGUGGAACUCGAGCACACUCUUAACAAGGCCGAUGUGGAGAGGAGACACAAGCUUACCAAGACCCUUGCCUGGCUCCAUUCUCGAGGUGUUCAAGGCCUAAUCAACUUUGAGAUUGAGGGCGAUGCUGGAGGUGAAGACUCUCAAAUCCAAAGUCUCUGGCUCUACCAGGCCGAAGGCGGUCUUCCUUCAAAGGAGUACUAUGACGAAGCCCCUAUUCUUGACCUGUAUCACUCUGUCAUCCGCGAUAUCCUCACUGAGUUAGCCCAGCGCACUUCUGCCGAAAUGGAGGGGCGUGGAUGGGUGGAAGACCUUGCCGCUCUGGAUAAAGAGUUGAUAGGCGAUGAUUCAUGGCCUUGGCCUUGGCCAGGAAAGGGUGACGAUGAUGAAGAUGGCGACCGCCGUCGCCCUCCUUCUCGUGAGCCAAUCGACAAGAGGAUGGACAAAGUCGCAAGUCAGGUAUUGAAAUUUGAAAAGGAUCUCGUCAAGGCAGGCGCGGACCCUGAAUACCUAUUCAAUCCUCACUACGCUUAUAACCCCUACUCUACCUCUGCCGUUUCCGAUGCGCUCCCCUUCCUCGAUAUCCCCACAUAUCUCUCUGCUUUUGCUCCCAGGACUUUCCCCGAGAACAUUACUGUGACAUACCCUCCGUAUCUCAAAGCUGUCACGCGACUGGUCGAGCAGACGCCUGACGAGGUUCUGUCUGGUUACUUUGUCACUCGUCUUGCGUUGACUUACGCGGACGCUCUCGGACCCAAGACUGAGGUGAAGAAGAGUGUCAGAAGGUUGCAAGAGGUUCUGAAGGGUAUUAAACCCGGUACUGAAGAGAAUCGACAGGAUGUUUGCUUGGCCUGGGUUGACGAUAUCGUUGGUUUCAUCGCCGGUCGUGAAUUUGUCCGCGAAGCCUUCUCCCCUGAGGCCAAGUCUGAGGGUGAGCGCAUCAUCCGAUCCAUCGUUUCUGCUUUCCACGCCAAGCUUCCUCACAUCUCAUGGAUGGAUGAGGAGUCUGCCGCUGCUGCUCAGAAAAAGGCGGACGCUAUCAUCCCCAAGGUUGGAUACCCUCUCUUCCCAGACACUACCAAGCCUGAGAGCUUGGAAGCUUGGUAUGCUAGGGUGAACAUAGAUAAGGAGGACUUCUUCGGCAAUGUGCUCCGGUCUACCUUGGUGGAAGAGUCUAGAGUUUGGUUGGGCUUGGGUAAGAGAAGAAAUAGAGACUCUUGGGAGAUGUACCCUCAGACCGUCAACGCUUAUUACUCUCCUCCUGACGGUGAAAUUGUUUUCCCUGCCGGUAUCCUUCAACCCCCCUUCUACUCUCUUUCUUGGCCUGCACACUUGCGAUACGGCGCUUUUGGAGCUGUUGCUGCUCACGAGCUGACUCAUGCCUUUGACAACUCUGGAUCUCAAUACGACGAGAAAGGACGAUUGAGGGACUGGUGGACUAAAAAGACUGUAGAGGACUUUGAAAAGCGUGCGCAAUGUGUUGCCAGGCAGUACUCCAAGUACUGGGUAUAUGAUGCCGAGGGUAAGAAGGUGUUUGUGAACGGCAACCUCACCAACGGAGAGGACAUUGCCGAUUCUGGUCUUGCGCAGGCCUACACUGCAUGGAAGAACUCUGUCUCUGACAGCCCCUCAUCUGAACGGCUCCCUGGUCUUGACUACUCUGAUGACCAGCUCUUCUUCCUCGCCUUUGCACGUGUCUGGGCUCAACUUACUCGACCUGCCACCGCCGUCUCAAGGAUUAGGACCGAUCCUCACUCUCCUCCUUAUUGGAGGGCUGUGGGUACGUUGAGGAACCUGGAGGCGUUCCAUGAGGCCUGGGGUUGCAAAACGGGCAGCCGUAUGAACCCUCCUAAGGAGGAACAGUGCGAGCUGUGGUAAGAACGAUAAGAUAGUAAACUAGCAAAUUUCAUUGAAUGUACCAAAUAUAGCAGAAGACACUAUUGCCAAGCGCACCGCUUACAUCCGAAGGCUGACGAGGGGGCACGGACCACAGCUCGGUGUGUCUAGCGCGUUUGACUUUGGUACCAUC
This is a messenger RNA of Cryptococcus deneoformans JEC21, 2965 nucleotides long. Its product is annotated as Endothelin-converting enzyme 1, putative. Gene Ontology annotation, cellular component: plasma membrane. Gene Ontology annotation, molecular function: metalloendopeptidase activity. The coding region runs from base 70 to 2814 and encodes 914 amino acids. Gene Ontology annotation, biological process: protein processing. The transcript has 11 exons. The record is from RefSeq and is a predicted model, not a curated record. Lineage: Eukaryota; Fungi; Basidiomycota; Tremellomycetes; Tremellales; Cryptococcaceae.